AUGAGCAAAGAUAAGGAGAUUGAUGACUCGGUGAUACCGUACAACUUGUUACCGUUUCCACAAAGGUUGUGGAAAUCAAAAGAGUCCGAAAGGGAGAGCAAAUUCCACAAGAUGCUUGAUAAGUUGGAAAUCUCUAUGCCGUUUGUUGAAGCUAAAUUGCCUCCCAAGUUAAAAGAUCCCGGUAGUUUCGCCAUUCCUUGUAUUAUCGGUGGAUUUGUGGUAGGAGGUGCUUUGUGUGACCUAGGGGCAAGUGUCAGUUUGAUGCCCUAUUCUAUGUGCAAGAGGCUAAACCUUGGUGAGCCAAAGCCUACCACUAUGACUCUUCAGAUGGCCGACCAUUCAGUGAAGCGCCUGGUGGGCGUCCUUGAGGAUAUCCCCGAGGAUGCCAAGGUUCCCAUCAUCCUUGGUAGGCCUUUUCUAGCUACCGCCGGAGCGAUUAUUGAUGUGAAGAGGGGCAAGUUGGUGAUGGAGGUGGCCAAAAACAAGAUCAAGUUUGAUAUCUUUAAGAUGGCCAAGCAUCAACCAUCUUAUGUUGAUGAGUGCAAAAUGGUGAAGGCUAUGGAGGAGAGCAUUGAAGAGACCCAAAAGAACAACCAAGGAGACAUGAUUGAUAUCCGGGCUAAUUUUAAGCCCCAUGAGAAAAAUCAAGCUUUGAAAAUUGGAGGGAAUUUCUUUGGUCCUAAUGGUUUCUACAAGAGAUAG
Ipomoea triloba (trilobed morning glory) is the source of this 702-nucleotide messenger RNA. RefSeq lists its product as uncharacterized. The coding region runs from base 1 to 702 and encodes 233 amino acids. The record is from RefSeq and is a predicted model, not a curated record. NCBI's taxonomy places the organism in Eukaryota, Viridiplantae, Streptophyta, Magnoliopsida, Solanales, Convolvulaceae. The transcript has 3 exons.